This is a messenger RNA of Mus pahari (shrew mouse), 2463 nucleotides long. RefSeq names its product homeodomain-interacting protein kinase 2-like. Gene Ontology annotation, cellular component: nucleus; cytoplasm; PML body. The record is from RefSeq and is a predicted model, not a curated record. Gene Ontology annotation, biological process: intrinsic apoptotic signaling pathway in response to DNA damage by p53 class mediator; peptidyl-serine phosphorylation; smoothened signaling pathway. Lineage: Eukaryota; Metazoa; Chordata; Mammalia; Rodentia; Muridae. Gene Ontology annotation, molecular function: SMAD binding; protein tyrosine kinase activity; protein serine/threonine kinase activity. The transcript has 2 exons. The coding region runs from base 186 to 1292 and encodes 368 amino acids.
GCCCGCCCGGCCCCCUCCCCCGGCGCCGGCCAAGUGAGGCGGUGAUGCGGGCGCUGGCGGCCUGGGCUGCGCCGAGAGCGGAGACACAGGCUCAAGAUGGCAGAUUCCCACUGAGGCUGAGGGGGCCGAGCUCGCGCGCCGCGUUCCCUUCUCCGUUGCCAUGAACCGCGGACACCCCGGCCCCGAUGGCCCCCGUGUACGAAGGUAUGGCCUCACAUGUGCAAGUUUUCUCCCCUCACACCCUUCAAUCAAGUGCCUUCUGUAGUGUGAAGAAACUAAAAGUAGAGCCAAGUUCCAACUGGGACAUGACUGGGUACGGCUCCCACAGCAAAGUGUACAGCCAGAGCAAGAACAUACCACCUUCUCAGCCAGCCUCCACAACCGUCAGCACCUCCUUGCCAAUCCCCAACCCAAGCCUACCGUACGAGCAGACCAUCAUCUUCCCAGGAAGUACUGGACACAUAGUUGUAACAUCAGCAAGUAGCACUUCUGUCACCGGGCAAGUCCUCGGUGGACCACAUAACCUAAUGCGUCGAAGCACUGUGAGCCUCCUUGACACCUACCAAAAAUGUGGACUCAAGCGCAAGAGUGAGGAGAUUGAGAACACAAGCAGCGUGCAGAUCAUUGAAGAGCAUCCACCCAUGAUUCAGAAUAAUGCCAGCGGGGCCACUGUAGCCACUGCCACCACAUCCACUGCCACCUCCAAAAACAGUGGCUCCAACAGUGAAGGGGACUAUCAGCUGGUGCAGCAUGAAGUACUGUGCUCCAUGACCAACACCUAUGAGGUUUUAGAGUUCUUGGGGAGAGGGACAUUUGGGCAAGUGGUCAAGUGCUGGAAACGGGGCACCAAUGAAAUUGUGGCCAUUAAGAUCCUAAAGAACCACCCCUCCUAUGCCCGGCAAGGCCAGAUUGAAGUGAGCAUCUUGGCCCGGCUGAGCACGGAGAGCGCUGAUGACUACAAUUUUGUGCGGGCCUAUGAGUGCUUCCAGCACAAGAACCACACAUGCUUAGUCUUUGAGAUGUUGGAGCAGAACCUUUAUGACUUUCUGAAACAGAACAAGUUUAGUCCCUUGCCCCUCAAGUAUAUUCGCCCAGUCCUCCAGCAGGUAGCCACAGCCCUGAUGAAACUCAAAAGCCUGGGUCUUAUCCAUGCUGACCUCAAACCAGAAAACAUCAUGCUGGUGGAUCCAUCCAGACAGCCGUACCGGGUGAAGGUCAUUGACUUUGGUUCAGCUAGUCAUGUGUCUAAAGCUGUCUGCUCUACGUACUUGCAAUCCAGAUACUACCGGUAAGACAUUUUCCAUGGAGAUAGUCAGGAUGCAGGAGGUCCAGUGGCAUCCACAGGGAAUAUGCAGAGGCCAUGGUGGGGAUAAUGAUAAUGGUUGUUACCAUACAGAGACCGUAAUAUGAGGCUGGAGACAUGGUCCAAUGGUUAAGAACACUUGCUGCUUUUGCAGAGGACUUAAGUUUGCUUCCCAGCACCCACAUGGCAGCUCACAGCUAUGAGUAAAUCUAAUUCCAGGGGAAUCCAUCUCCCUCUUAUGGCCUCUAUACACGCAUGUGGUAUACAUACAUACUUUCAGGCAAACAUGAAAAUAAAUCUUUCUAAAAACAAAAAGAGACUUUAAUAUGGUUGAAAAAUUAGAAUACAUGCAUACUGGAGGGAUGGGGAGAAGCUAUCUAAGAAGCAUCUGAGUACCAUUCUUGGUCUGGACAUUGAGAGUUGGAAAGAGUUUUGGAGAGCUGGGUGAAGAGCAGAGUGGAGAAGUCAGGUCCUUGUUGAUGGAGAGGAUCCAGACAGCUAGAACAGAAAGGGCUGUGCCAGUAACAGGCACAGGGUAGCAAAUUGCAAGGCUCAUUUAGGAGAUCAGGAUGACCUACCUGGCUAGAUCAGAAGUUUUGUGAAUAGUACCUAGAACAAAUCAUGGAAACUUUGAACAAGCAGGGGUUGAUGGUGUGUGUUUGUGUGUGUGUGUGUGUGUGUGUGUGUGUGUAAUAGGUUGAUAGCAGUUUUCUUAAAAGACUACUAUUAUAGUCAUGUGGAAGAUGCUGCAGGAAGGGAAGAUCUUUGUCCUAGGGCCAGUUGCUCCUUCCUGUGAUAAGGAAACAUUAACUAUUCCUAUCCCCCCUUUAAAUGUAAGGUAAUAGCCAAGGCAGGAUAAUUUUGUGGAGAAAAGAGGCUUAUUGUUGAAGGUCAUGUUGCUCUCCUCAGCUUAUGGUAGAUGGUCCCACAGUGGUGGGAGCAUACAUAGGAAUAAGAGAUCACAUGGCUAACUAGGAAGCAUAUAAUUGUUCAAGAUUUGAUUCAAGCUUUUAAGACAACUUUAUUGAGGAGAACUCACUCAGGGGUUUCUAACCUUAAUUCCUUCCAAGGACAGCACCGAUAAUGAACUUCCACAAGGCCUUCCCACCUCUUAACAUCACUACACUGAGGACCAUUAUUUGAAUUAAUGACCUUAUGGA